Molecule: messenger RNA, 2206 nt
Organism: Charadrius vociferus (killdeer)
Lineage: Eukaryota; Metazoa; Chordata; Aves; Charadriiformes; Charadriidae
Gene: BRD9
Product: bromodomain containing 9
Exons: 18
Coding region: 1-2187 (728 amino acids)
Biological process (GO): regulation of transcription by RNA polymerase II
Cellular component (GO): nucleus
Source: RefSeq, a predicted model, not a curated record
AUGGCGACGGCAGCCAGGGGAUACGUCGCGAGCGCGGUCGCGCGCCCAGGCGGCGGCCCGCUCCUCCCCCCCGCGGGGCCUCCACGGCGGGGACAGGAAAUCACCUCACGCCAGACGCGGCCCCAAGACCGGCGCGCUGCGAUCGGGGCGGGAGGUUGCGGCGUCCGCGCCGGGACGGCUCGGGAGGGGCAUAGGGAAGGCGGAGGGAGCGCGGGGGCGCUGGGGUGGGGUGUUCCGGGACCCAGCGUUUUCGUGGUUCGAACGGCUGUUACUGAGGGGGUUCGGUUACGGCACCGCUUGAGCGAUAAUUAUGUGGAUAAGCCGUUGGAAAAACCUUUAAAGCUGGUGCUUAAAGUUGGAGGAAGUGAAGUGACUGAACUUUCUGGGUCAGGGCAUGAUUCUAGUUACUAUGAUGACAGAUCAGAUCAUGAGCGAGAACGUCAUAAAGAAAAGAAGAAAAAAAAGAAAAAGAAGUCUGAGAAGGAGAAAGAAAAGCAUCUAGAUGAUGAGGAAAGAAGAAGGAGAAAGGAAGAGAAAAAGAGGAAAAGGGAGAAAGAACAGUGUGACACUGAAGGAGAAACUGAUGACUUUGAUCCUGGGAAAAAAGUGGAGGUCGAGCCUCCUCCAGAUCGUCCUGUCAGAGCAUGCAGAACUCAGCCAGCUGAAAAUGAGAGCACGCCAAUCCAGCAAUUACUGGAACAUUUCCUUCGACAGCUUCAAAGGAAAGAUCCUCAUGGGUUUUUUGCUUUUCCAGUCACGGAUGCCAUUGCUCCUGGAUAUUCCAUGAUAAUAAAGCACCCCAUGGAUUUUGGUACGAUGAAGGAAAAAAUUGCUGCGAAUGAAUACAAGUCAGUGACUGAAUUCAAGGCAGAUUUUAAACUGAUGUGUGAUAAUGCAAUGACUUACAACAGACCAGAUACUGUGUACUACAAGCUAGCCAAGAAGAUACUGCACACAGGCUUUAAGAUGAUGAGCAAAGAACGGCUGUUAGCUUUGAAGCGCAGCAUGUCGUUUAUGCAGGACAUGGAUUUUUCUCAGCAGGCAGCUCUUUUGGGUGAUGAAGACACAGCAGUUGAGGAACCUGUCCCUGAAGUUGUUCCUGUACAAGCAGAGACUACCAAGAAAUCCAAAAAGCAAAAUAAAGAAGUUAUUAGUUGCAUAUUUGAACCUGAGGGCAAUGCGUGCAGCCUGACAGAUAGCACGGCUGAAGAACAUGUCCUGGCACUAGUGGAACAUGCAGCAGAUGAAGCUCGGGACAGGAUCAAUCGAUAUCUACCCAACAGCAAGAUUGGUUAUCUGAAAAAAAAUGGAGAUGGAACUUUAUUAUUUAGUGUAGUAAAUUCAUCUGAUCCAGAAGCAGAAGAGGAAGAGACACACCCAGUGGAUCUGAGUUCACUGUCAAGCAAAUUAUUACCUGGCUUCACUACGCUGGGCUUUAAAGAUGAACGAAGAAAUAAAGUAACCUUUCUUACAAGUGCUAGUACAGCACCGUCCAUGCAAAACAACUCUAUAUUCCAUGAUUUGAAAUCAGAUGAAAUGGAACUCCUGUACUCAGCAUAUGGUGAUGAAACUGGGAUACAGUGUGCCUUAAGCUUACAAGAGUUUGUGAAGGACGCUGGGAAUUACAGCAAGAAAAUAGUAGAUGAUCUUCUGGACCAGAUCACUAGUGGAGAUCAUUCUAAAACUAUUUAUCAGCUAAAGCAGAGGCGAAACAUCCCAGUAAAACCAGUCGAUGAAGUUAAAGUACUGCCAGUUCUCAUAAAAGAAGAACAGAAGUUGCGUAAUACCUGUCCAGAUUCUUCCAAACAAAUUAUGGUUGGAGAAUCUGCUGGAGACACUAACGCUUCUGACUUGGACUUUCUCUCUAUGAAACCAUAUUCAGAUGUAUCUCUUGAUAUUUCUAUGUUAAGUUCUUUAGGGAAAGUGAAGAAGGAGCUCGAUCAUGACGAUAACCAUUUACAUCUGGAUGAAACAACUAAGCUGUUGCAGGACCUUCAUGAAGCUCAGGCUGACAGAGUGGGAUCCCGGCCAUCAUCCAAUUUGAGUUCUCUCUCCAAUACAUCUGAAAGAGACCAACAUCAUCUUGGAAGCCCUUCUCAUCUGAGUGUUGGAGAACAGCAAGACAUGGUUCACGAUCCCUAUGAAUUCCUUCAGUCUCCAGAAACCUCAAAUGCCACUACUAACUAACCUGACGUGUACUAUAUAU